Molecule: messenger RNA, 4095 nt
Organism: Atta colombica
Lineage: Eukaryota; Metazoa; Arthropoda; Insecta; Hymenoptera; Formicidae
Gene: Cln3
Product: battenin
Exons: 10
Coding region: 1620-2885 (421 amino acids)
Biological process (GO): regulation of intracellular pH; lysosome organization
Cellular component (GO): lysosome; membrane
Source: RefSeq, a predicted model, not a curated record
GUCGUCGUGAGAGCCAUGGUAUACCGACUGCGGGUUUUAUGUAUCUAUCGAUCGUAAUAUCGAAGUUUGACGGUGAUUAAAUUAUUUCUCAAGAUACUUUGUGAUUUUUUUUUGGACAACAAUCAUUCAGUCUUUUUGCUAAUAUUUGCUAAUUAUCGAUUUGGAGUUGCACGCUGCCGUUUUAGAGACCAUUAUGACUUACUUUUAUAUUGUGAUUGUAUUUGUGAUAAAAAUUAUUGUAUAACAGAUUCUUCAAUCUAUCUCUUACUGGAUUCUUUGCUCGCUGAAUUUCGAAGGAUUUGCUCUACGCAAAACCUGCAUUUGAGAGGAAAGUUCACUCAUUAGAGAUAUUCAAAUUAAGCGAAAUAAGCGCCAUUUAUCUAUCGAGAAAACUGCGAGGAGCACAAUUUUAAAUUCGGUGUCAACAAUCUAUUAUCCUAGUAUUCUAAAAGAAGCGCAUUUGUGACAGAAUUUAAAUGCGCGAGCGAUAAAAGGAAAAGUUGGAGAAGGAAGAUUGAAGAAGUUUCUCAAAACCUGAGUGCAUGUACUGUAGAGGGAGAAGGGAACUGAAGGUAGAAAUUGCAGACUGGCGUUAUUCUCGAGCAAAGUGUAUCCAGCGCAUCAUAGGUCAUGGAUUUAUAUAAUAAAGUCUCAAAGGAAAACGCAACUUAAUAUUUUCUCUGUUUAUGAAGGAAGACAUUGAACUUAUUGUUAUCACGCGUUCUGUGAAUGAUUCAUUAGUAACUGAGGUAUUUUCAUAUUCAUCAACAUACAGAAGCCAUUGGAGAACUCGUUGCAGAAUCAACUGAGAUAAUAUGUAUUUUUCUUCAUUGCAAGAAGAUUCUCUCAAUUACGAAGAAAAAGGGACUGUGUUCCAUUUCAUGUGAUUUUUUUAUCAGCAACCUCCUAAAUUACUGUGAUUUAAAUCGAUUAUUGUAAAAGGCAGACCAAUACAGGAUUUACAGAAUCGAUAGAAACAAUAUAUAGUCACCGUAUUUUUAAUUAGAGCGAAAUAAUCUCUUUUUCUUUGCGAAAAACGAACUACAUUGCACUUAACGCUCUGUUUUAUGCGAAUAAUUCACUGUAAUAAAGCAACGAAUCGAUAUUAAUUACUAACUGACUACACAUGAGCCAAACAACGUUUAUGUUGAACAUAUAAAUUAUUCUCAUGUUAUAUUCUGCGAUUAUCAACAAAAAGUUCUUUUAAGUCUGAACGCUAAAUUUAGUCUAAAAGAGAAGCAGCUGCUAAGUCAAUUGCUCGAUCAAGGGAAAUCGAAGAGACGGUGAUAACUAUAGAAUAAGCGAAGCAACGGAGAGUGAAAAAGGGAAAGUAAGAAAGAGAUAGACCGAUAGAGCAAAAAAAAAAAGGAAAACGACACUACAACCGAUAGCAAACCGAUUUAGCAGGUGUGCACAUAUUCCAAGAAAAAGAUAAAGAAAAGAACAGGAACGGUUACUUUAAAGUAACAAGGAAAAAAGAAAGACGACACAGAAAAGAAGACCGAACGAAAUAAAUAAAGAAGAAAAACGACGAUUGAUAAAAUUUAAAAAAACAAGAAAGAAAGCGGAGUAAGAUCAGAUCAAUAGAAGCAAAAAAGUAUCCUUCUCGAAAUUUCAAAAUGAAUAAAAAUAUUCUGACAAUUUCGCAGACUAAGAAUUUUUUUGAUGAGGAAGCUAUCUUGAAGAAGGUACAAUGGCGCAAUCUCAUAGCAUUCUGGAUCCUAGGUUUAUGCAACAAUUACGGCUAUGUCGUGAUGCUCAGCGCGGCUCACGACAUUUUACAGAGCAAAUUCGGUGAGCAAAAUGACACAUCAAGUAUAAACGACAUGAAUGACGAAACAUCGACGAACACGACUCGUACAUGCAACACGGUUUCAACCGGUGCCAUACUUUUGGCAGACAUUCUGCCAGCAUUAGCAAUCAAGAUCACGGCGCCAUUUCUACCAUUUCUAGUACAUGCUCGACUGGCUACCUGUGUGUUAUUUUCCGCUGCAGGAUUCCUCAUGGUGUCGUUGAGUACUACUGAAUGGAUCGCCAUUAUGGGCGUCGUUAUAACAUCACUUUCCUCCGGCUUAGGUGAAGUUACUCUUCUCAGUUACAGUAAUCAGUUCUCCAAGCAAGUGAUCUCGACAUGGUCAUCGGGCACGGGUGGCGCCGGGGUAAUCGGCGCUGUAUCUUACGCUGGGCUCACCUUGGUACUAUCUAUCGAGAAUACAUUGCUAGUCAUGUUGGUCGUGCCAUUUUUGCAAGCGGUCACGUUCUGGGUUAUCCUCAAACACCCGACGCACAUCAGAAUACCAAUCACUAAGAACGGCAUUGAUAGUCAAGAACAAAUCAUCAAGAUCCCUGAAAAGAGUUUCAGGGAUAAGAUUAAUUUAGUGCCUGGCUUACUGAAGUACAUGAUACCACUUGGGCUCGUUUACCUAUUUGAAUACUUCAUUAAUCAAGGCUUGUACGAGCUUGUCGAAUUCAAAGAUAUUUGGUUGACACAUUCCGAACAAUACAGAUGGCUUCAAGUGGAUUACCAAAUUGGUGUAUUUAUCUCGAGGUCGUCGGUGAACCUGGUCACCAUUAAUAAAAUUUGGAUUAUGUCCGUAUUGCAGUUCUUUAACGUUAUUCUCUUUUUCUUCGAGACUCUCUAUUAUUACAUACCAAAUAUAUGGAUCGUUUUUGCUCUUGUAUUGUGGGAAGGUCUGCUUGGCGGUGGAGCGUAUGUGAACACAUUCUAUCGAAUGUCGACCGAGAUUCCGAAGGUGGAUCGUGAAGCUUCUUUGGGAAUUGCGACGAUGGCAGAUUCUAUCGGGAUUGCGUUGGCCGGUUGGCUGUCCAUGCCUGUUCACAAUGCCAUUUGUAAAUUACCGCAACCGACGCGAUUAGGUAGUUAAAAAUAUCGUAGUGGUUCGUCUGCUACUGAGUGAUAACAAAGUUUCCGUAGAAACUUACUUUUAAAAGUUUCUCAACAUAACAUGCCAGUAAUUAGCGGCGAAUAUGAGGCAUUUCUUUUAUUAAUUUAACGAUUGUAUAUAGGUCAAAUGUAUGUAAUUAUUUAAUCGCGCGUUCGCAGAUCAUAAAAUUAUUAACGUUCCAGUUCGGUUAAACUUUUAACUUUGUGGGAGUAUUCGAAUCUAUGAAAUUUUGAGGAAAUAUUAAUAAAGCAAACGUUCAGAAUGCAGGCGGCACGGUGAUAAAUUUUUAUAUAGUUUACCAUUUUUAAUAUAUUUUAUAAAUAUUGAUAUUUAUUAUUAGAUUUUUCUAAAUAAUAUUUUUAAAGUCAUGACCGUCAUUCGCAGAAAUAUUGUAGAUUCAUUAUAAGCGCUUUCUAAGCAGUUUGGAUUACAAUGUAUUACAAUUACAAAUAUCCGAGCUUUAUUCGGUACAAACGUUUAAAAGAUUAGGAACAGAGCAUAUUGCAGUACAUUGUGUGUCGCAUAUUAAAUAUAUAUAUAAUAUAUAUAGGCGUCGUAACAUAUAAUACACGAAUACCAUCUGUGUUUUCGCUGCGGAACGAAAGAAUUUCUUUCUCUCUUUCGGAAUAACUGUACCUAGAUUUUGCUGUACUAUAGAUCUAUUUAUUUCACGAUAUGCGUAUAAAUUUUGAAAAUUGUACUGUAAAUCUAUAUUUCUUCUAUAAUAAUAUCUAAAUUUUGACUUGUACUGUAGUCUUGUUUAGUGCUGAUAUUAUAGAGAUAUAUUCUGAGAUUACUAUUAGUUGUUGAUCUUUAUAUCGUUACCAUAAUAUUUCUGAUUUUGUUGCGAUGAAACGAGAUACGCAAGUAUUUUCGUGCGUCCUCAAGAUUCCGCAUUGUCGAGAAUCGCUCGUUGAUUUGAGGAUAUCUCAGUAUUAAUAGCUACUGUAACGAAUUGACCUCAUCGAUUAAUUAGAAAUAAUAACGCACUUGGAUUACACCAUCUUCUUACUCACUCCUGUGAUUAGAUAUAAAAAUUACUAGGUUCGAACUACCACAUUUCUACUUUGAUAUAUUGAUAUAUCUAUUAUUAAGAUUAUUCUUACAUUUUUUGAUUAAAAGAUGUGAUUCUAAGUAUUAUAGAUAUAUACGUCGAUUUUAAUAAAGUGACUUAGAAUUGUCAGGAUAA